This is a messenger RNA of Aspergillus nomiae NRRL 13137, 1092 nucleotides long. Its product is annotated as DODA-type extradiol aromatic ring-opening family dioxygenase. The transcript is spliced from 4 exons. Gene Ontology annotation, molecular function: oxidoreductase activity, acting on single donors with incorporation of molecular oxygen; ferrous iron binding; zinc ion binding. The record is from RefSeq and is a predicted model, not a curated record. NCBI's taxonomy places the organism in Eukaryota, Fungi, Ascomycota, Eurotiomycetes, Eurotiales, Aspergillaceae. The coding region runs from base 1 to 1092 and encodes 363 amino acids.
AUGUCUUCCGUCCAACCCACCACAACCCCAACUCAACAAUCACCCAGAAAACCUUCCCCGCUCACAGCGCUCGCUAUCCUCACCGUCCUCAUCGCAGUAUCGCUGGCCUUCUUCAUAGGCUACAAUCCCAACAAUAACACAGAGGAGUACCGGGACUCCCGAGCCGCCAAUCUGUUCGGUCUUAAACGGUUUUUCACGAGUGCUUCCCCCGCUGUUAGUAGGGAGGUCUCUAAGAAAGCGGCUGGUAGUGAGAAGAUGGGUCGGACGCCGAUUUAUUUUUUGAGUCAUGGGGGUCCGAAUGUCAUGUACCAGACGGAUCACCCGGCGUAUAAGAAGCUGGGGCAGAUCGGCAAGGAGAUUACGACCAAGGUGAAGCCCAAGGCUGUGGUGGUUUUCUCGGCACAUUGGCAGGCUGGCAGGGAUACGAUUCAGGUUAAUACGGCUGAGAAUACGGAUUUGAUUUAUGAUUUCUACGGCUUCCCCAGCCAUUAUUACAAGGAGAAGUACCCCAAUGUGGGCAGCAGGGAGGUUGCGAAUAAGGUGCUUGACCUGCUCGGGAAGGCGGGGAUCAAGGCGGAAGGUGUGAAAAGAGGAUUGGAUCAUGGUGUGUGGGCGAGCUUCAAGUGUGCGUUCGAGCCUGAGUCGAACCCGUUGAACGUGCCCAUUGUGCAGGUUUCAUUGUUCAAGAACGAGGAUCCUGUCGCGCAUUACCGGCUCGGAGAGGCCGUGUCUAGCCUUCGCGAUGAAAACAUCCUCAUCAUCGUCUCUGGAAUGGCGGUCCACAACCUGCGCGAUCUGUUUUUCUCCAUGAACGAUUCGCGGCCGCUGCCGUACACCACCAGCUUCGACGAGGCGUUGAAGAAAGCGGCCACGGCUCCCCCGGCGGAGAGAGAGCAGGCACUGGCGGAUCUGUUGAAGAGACCCGAUGCUCGGCAGGCACAUCCAACCUUUGACCAUCUGCUUCCCAUUCACGUUGGUGCCGGAGCUGCGGGAGACGAUGUCGGUAAGAGGCUGUGGACGCUGGGUGAGGGCAGUAUGAGCUGGGCGCAGUUUAGAUUCGGUCAGGUAGCCGACAGUAGUAGUUCUCUGUGA